Messenger RNA from Prorocentrum cordatum, 435 nucleotides. Lineage: Eukaryota; Dinophyceae; Prorocentrales; Prorocentraceae. The record is from the annotation of a GenBank genome assembly.
AUGCAUGCUCGGCAUCCUUUGGGGCCGUCCGUGCACGGGAGGCACGUCGCGCACGCUACCGCUGCAGCCUGUGCCUCCUUGAGGUUACCAUACUUGGGCUCUGGCGCUAUCAGGGCGCUCGGCGGCUUGGCCUUGCCAUUGCUCCUGGCCUUGGCCUUGGCCGUGGCGGAGUGGUUGGCGCUCGCGUCUUGCAGCUUCUGGAUCCACCCGUUGCCUCGGGCACGCGCCUGGGUGACGCCGAUGGGCGGCUGCUGGCCCUCGUCCCAGAUCUCGCGCAAGGCGCGCUCGACCCACCUCGUCACCCAGAGGCCGCAAGUCCAGCCAUCCGCUCGGAACACAUUGUUGCUGUUCGCAGGGCAUUCCUCGGCAGGGCCGAUGGCGCCGAGCUUUCGGGGGAUCCUCGUGGCGGCCUGCUUGGCGUUCACAGACGGCUGA